AUGCCUCCUAAACAAUUGGUGGACCCUUUUUCCCUUCAAGUAGGUAAUAAGAAGGAAACGACACUUGCCAAUGUCGCUGCGCACACAGCUGUUACUCUCACAGACAUACGCCGGCGGAACCCACAACUUGAUGUCUACAAAAUUAGUGACAAACUGCCUGCAGGCACUAUUGUCCAUCUGCCACAGACCCUGAGCGAGCGGGGGAACCCUUAUGGUUGCUUCUUUACAAUUGGUGAGGCAGAGGAUGCGAUGCGUAAACUGGAGGCAAGGUUAGAUAGGCUCCUGGAAGAGGAAGGGCCAAACCUACCGGAGCUCCCCACCCGCAGAGUGUUGUCCAAAAUGGAGAGGAUUGUAACCCAAGUAAAAGAAGAAGGCGAGCGCCAACUGGCCCGUGUUAGGGAAGAGUACAGUGAGUGCGAGCGGCGACCUGCUCUUUUGCAGUUUCUCGUGGACUUAGAACCGGUGAAGAGGCUACGAGAGCAACUUGACGAAGAGUACGACGGACGAAAGCUUCGUCUAAAGGUAAUGGAUGAGGGAAAUAGCGAGCUUUUCCGCCAAGCGGAGCCGCGCUACCCAAACAAGGGCAUCGCAGCGAGCUUACGUCAUAACGUUAUCGACACCUCGGAAGAUUUUUGUUUGACUGAACACUCGCACCGUUGGGAGUUUACUUUCUUCACACCUGGGUCCACUACAGAGCCUCAGGAAACAUGGGCUGUACUGUCGUGCCAGAGCUUAGGCACCCUGCUUGACACUUUUGUCUGCCGUAAUUGUAUCCCAGUGAACAUUUCAAAGAAUGCAUUUUUCUUUAUUGGAGGUACCUUCUACGUUGACAAUCGCCACGCAGGAGAGGGUGGGGAGGACUAUGAAGAUUUGACGGCACCCAUCCGGCACUUCGAUCCCUGUGGAGAAGGCGCGAGUACGGAGGGUGAAACAAGGCAGAAAAACAUCGCGUUUGGAAACUGCCCCGUCAAAUACGUUUCACAGACUACCUUUGGAGAUCUUAACUUGCGGUUGGGUGAGUAUGGCGUCAUGCGACACCUCGGAUGGUGCAACCAUUACUUUUACCUUAGUUCAGUCACUAGCUUACGUGGUUUUGAUCGAGAUGACCACACGAGGGCAGCGUACCCACAGCGUGUGAUGAAGACUCCGACCCGUGUAGUGCGAUGUCGCCUGUGUAGGAGUCAUCCAGCAACAGUUGUGUGUUACAAUGAUGAAAUUUCACCUGAGAGCCCCUGUCCCUAUUGCGUUCCAUGUUUCGAAUUACUACACGCAACAGAUGAGGGAGAAGUCGAGGAAGGUAAGUUUUUUGCAAUUAGGCUCCCUCAAGGAAAGUACUACACUGCUUAA
Trypanosoma brucei brucei TREU927 is the source of this 1347-nucleotide messenger RNA. RefSeq names its product small nuclear RNA gene activation protein 50. Gene Ontology annotation, biological process: snRNA transcription by RNA polymerase III; snRNA transcription by RNA polymerase II. Lineage: Eukaryota; Euglenozoa; Kinetoplastea; Trypanosomatida; Trypanosomatidae. Bases 1 to 1347 code for a protein of 448 amino acids. The record is from RefSeq and is a predicted model, not a curated record. The transcript has a single exon. Gene Ontology annotation, molecular function: RNA polymerase II cis-regulatory region sequence-specific DNA binding; RNA polymerase III type 3 promoter sequence-specific DNA binding; core promoter sequence-specific DNA binding. Gene Ontology annotation, cellular component: snRNA-activating protein complex.